UGGGCCCGCGACACAGACAUGUCUCCCGGAGAGCGGGAGACAUGAAACGGCAGCUCCGGAGGAGGCCGCGCCUUAGACUCCACACCCUGUCCCCUGAGCUCUGCCCUCGGAUGUCCGACCUCCCAGAGCCUGCAUGCGCCGUGGGGCGCCCCAGGACCAGGAGCUGGUGGGGCCGGGGGCCCCUGGACGGGGGUCCCGGGGUGCCCCUCCUCCCUCCGGACCCGUUGUCCCCGUCCUCGUCUUUCCCCCGGAUCUAGUAUUCAGGGCGGACCAGCGGAGUGGACCCCGACAGCUGCUGACCCUCUAUAACCCUACAGGAACUGCGCUUCGCUUCCGAGUCCUGUGCACAGCACCUGCCAAAUACACGGUGUUUGACGCAGAAGGAUAUGUGAAGCCUCAGUCCUGCAUUGACAUGGAAAAGCUCCUGGGGGGAAGGCCCGGAUUUGCUUGGAUUACUGCCUCUCACUCACUUCCUCUCAAUGGGCCUCUCUUCUACCUUGGAACCAGUGUGAUUCGCCACGUGGCCCCCAUUCCCAGCCACUAUGAUGUCCAGGACCGCUUCCGCAUUGAGCUGUCUGAGGAGGGAGCUGCAGGCCGUGUGGUGGGACGCAAAGACAUCACCUCGGUUCUGAGAGCCCCAGCAUCCCCCCUUGAGCUUCAGGGACAGCCUGACCCAACGCCCCACCCAGGACCUCCUGCCUGGUCAGCACCACCUACGGCCAGACACUCCCAGGAGAACCCCCGCCCACAACUGGCCACCAGCUCCUUUCUCCUCUUCUUGCUGACGGGUAUAGUCUCUGUGGCCUUCCUGCUGCUCCCACUGCAGGACGAACUCGGCAGCCAGCUGCCUCAAGUCCUACACGUCUCCCUGGGACAAAAGUUGGUGGCAGCCUAUGUCUUGGGCCUCCUCACCAUGGUGUUCCUCCGGACCUGAGUUCCCUGCCCCACCCCUGCCGCACGCUCCCCGGGCAGGGACUUGAGGCAGCCACUGUGAUGCUCAUACCUUGCCUCAACUCCUACUCUCUUCUUCUCCUUCCGGCCUACCCACCCUCUCCACCACCACCCCCCAAAAUACGCAGGGAUUUGUACUCAU
Messenger RNA from Cynocephalus volans (Philippine flying lemur), 1093 nucleotides. RefSeq names its product motile sperm domain containing 3 (gene MOSPD3). The record is from RefSeq and is a predicted model, not a curated record. The transcript is spliced from 6 exons. Gene Ontology annotation, cellular component: cytoplasm. The coding region runs from base 134 to 934 and encodes 266 amino acids. NCBI's taxonomy places the organism in Eukaryota, Metazoa, Chordata, Mammalia, Dermoptera, Cynocephalidae.